This is a messenger RNA of Anopheles merus, 1201 nucleotides long. RefSeq lists its product as uncharacterized. The record is from RefSeq and is a predicted model, not a curated record. The transcript is spliced from 3 exons. The coding region runs from base 137 to 1129 and encodes 330 amino acids. Lineage: Eukaryota; Metazoa; Arthropoda; Insecta; Diptera; Culicidae.
CCCAUCCAACCCCAAGCAUUUUGCCGACGUCAGCGGAAACCCAUUUCUCGAAAGAGAGGUAUGCGCCACUCAACGGCACACGCCACAGACGGCCCCACUUCAACAACAGUGGCUGGCGCUGACACUUUAGUUCACCAUGAAGUGUCGCAUCUUUUGCGCGGUACUGCUAGGUACGCUACUAGCACCUUUCGUCCACUCGUGGGACCUACGCACGAUUGGGAUCGAUCGGUUCCGCGUGCGGCACGUAUCACUGUACCACUCGAGGGCGUUCCUAACGAUUGAGUCAUCGAACGUGUCGCUGGUGGAAGCGAGCUGGCCCGAAACCGUCGGCUACCAGUGGUCGCGCGUGCUCUCAACCGACGGCGAUGAACGAGGAUCGUGCCGCGGGUUGACGAACGUGCUGGGUACUGAUAUCGAUCGGUUGGCACGGCUGUGGGUGUUGUGUGGCGCUGGGGAGAACGCCUGCCCCCCGAAGCUGGUCAUCCGUAGCUUGCUGAGUCCGGGCACGGGUGAGAUCCAGCACCGAUUUCCCACAGCUGACGCUGACCAACAACGGUUCCAUGCGAUCGUGGUCGACCCGGUACCGGCAAGCGACGGUGACACACGUGCGUUCAUCACGCUGUUCGAUCAGGACUACGUGCUGCUGUACUCGCUGUUCAAGCGCUCCAUCGGCAAGCUACAAUUUCAAAAAAGCGACCAAACCUCACUGCAUCCGAUCUCACUGUCAGAAGUAACGGUCAACCUGAACCGGCUGUACGUGGCCGACACUGUGAGCGAUCGGCUGUUUGCCCUGCCCAUCCGGAACCUGCGCCAGCUCGCUUUCCCGGAGGACGGUGUGCGGAAGAUUAUCAUGAAAACGAACGUCACCUAUCUCGGGCGGCUGCUCGGGCGGCCCGCCGGGCUGACGCUGGAUUUCCGUAACAAUCUUCUGUAUGUGCUGCAACGUGACGGUGCGAUCGUGAAGUGGACGCCGGGCCGCUCGCUGAAGGCCGAAAACCAUCGCGUCAUACUCCAGCAAGGCACGAACAUUACGCAGAUCAUUCUUGGAAUUGGUGGCAAAGCGUGGGCUGUGUCCGGGGAGUACAUAUCCGAGGCUUCUAGGCGGCACUGUCUGAAGAUCGUUGUUUAGGAAGACUGCUGUCGAAAAAAGAGAAAGAAAACUGUGAUAAAGCGUAAAUAAAGUGUGUUUGUAGAUUAAACA